GCACUGUUGCUAAGCUUUAGAAGUGUCAGUGAGCCGGAGAGAUCAGAGCAGUGCCGGCCUCCUCCUCUUCUUCUUCAUCAUCAUCAUCCCCGCUCAGUGUUCAGUCUAUGGAGGAGGAGAGGACAGGGAGACACUGAGCCGUACACCGCAUAGUGACCGCAGUCUGUCCGUCCGUCUGUACUGACUGAUCGCCCACAAGAAGAAGAAGAGGGAGCUGCGAUCAUGGCUCAGCCACAGAAGUUCUUUGAAAACCUGUCCGGAGCCGGGAAAGCCAUUGGGGUGCUGACCAGCGGAGGAGAUGCCCAAGGUAUGAAUGCAGCUGUCCGCGCUGUCGUUCGCAUGGGAAUUUAUGUAGAAGCCAAAGUUUACUUUGUCCAUGAGGGUUAUCAGGGUAUGGUGGAUGGUGGAAACAAUAUUAUUGAGGUAUCAUGGGAGAGCGUGUCAAGCAUCUUGCAAGUGGGUGGUACAGUCAUUGGCAGUGCCCGCUGCAAAGCAUUUCGCACCCGUGAAGGGCGCUUGAAGGCUGCUUGCAACCUAGUGAAACGCGGUAUCACAAAUCUCUGUGUUAUUGGAGGAGAUGGUAGCUUAACCGGGGCUAAUCUUUUCCGAGAAGAGUGGAGUGGACUUCUUGAAGAAUUAGUAAAAGAAGGCAAAAUUGAAGCCUCAGCUGCUGAACAAUAUUCCCAUCUGAAUAUUGUGGGAAUGGUGGGCUCCAUCGAUAAUGAUUUCUGUGGAACUGAUAUGACAAUCGGAACUGACUCAGCCCUGCACAGGAUUAUUGAGGUGGUGGAUGCCAUCAUGACCACUGCUCAGAGCCACCAAAGGACCUUUGUUUUGGAAGUCAUGGGGCGACACUGUGGGUACCUGGCCUUGGUCAGUGCCUUGGCUUGUGGAGCUGACUGGGUCUUCCUCCCUGAAAGUCCUCCAGAGGAAGGAUGGGAAGAAUUAAUGUGCGUUAAACUUUCUGAGAACCGAGCAAGAAAGAAAAGACUGAAUAUCAUUAUCGUCUCAGAAGGAGCCAUCGAUUGUCACAACAACUCCAUCACUUCGGAAAAGAUCAAAGAUCUUGUGGUUUCACAGCUUGGGUUUGACACACGAGUGACAAUAUUGGGUCAUGUCCAGAGAGGAGGAACCCCAUCAGCCUUCGACAGAAUAUUGGCCAGUAGGAUGGGAGUGGAAUGUGUCCUGGCCUUACUUGAAGCCACUCCAGAAACCCCUGCCUGUGUGGUAUCUCUAUGCGGAAACCAAGCCGUGCGCCUGCCUCUUAUGGAAUGUGUACAGAUGACCCAAGAAGUGCAGAAGGCGAUGGAUGAAAGGAGGUUUGCAGACGCUGUAACGUUGCGUGGAAGGAGUUUCGAGAACAAUCUAAACACAUACAAGCUCCUUUCCCAUAAGAAGAAUAUAUCUGAACUUCCAAAGAGUAACUUUAAUGUGGCUGUCCUGAACGUGGGGGCUCCGGCCGCAGGAAUGAAUGCUGCUGUGCGCUCUGCGGUAAGAGUGGGCAUUACUGAAGGGCACAAGAUGUUUGCAGUCAGUGACGGCUUUGAAGGAUUUGCCAAGGGUCAAGUAAGAGAGAUUAAAUGGGGAGAUGUUGGUGGCUGGACUGGUCAAGGUGGAUCUCUUUUGGGAACCAAAAGAACUCUUCCUGCUAAAUAUUUUGACCAAAUCGCUGAACAGAUACGUUCUAAUAGCAUAAAUGCGCUGCUUGUCAUUGGAGGGUUUGAGGCCUACCUGGGACUGAUGGAGCUGACUGUUGCCCGAGGGAAAUAUGAUGAGUUCUGUAUUCCUAUGGUUAUGGUGCCCGCCACUGUCUCCAACAAUGUCCCCGGUUCAGAUUUCAGCAUUGGCGCAGAUACUGCUCUGAACACUAUAACGGAUGCUUUUGAAGGUAUGCUGGAGUUAGCAGGGGCGCGAUCCACUUAUGAAGAAUUUUGCAUCCCCAUGUGCAUGGUGCCUGCCACCAUUAGCAACAAUAUCCCUGGCAAUGACUUAAGUCUUGGCGCUGACACUGCUCUCAAUGCCAUUAUGGAGACAUGUGAUCGCAUCAAACAAUCUGCCAGUGGAACAAAGAGGCGAGUCUUCAUCAUUGAAACAAUGGGCGGAUAUUGUGGAUACCUGGCCAACAUGGGUGGCCUUGCCGCGGGUGCUGAUGCUGCUUACAUCUUCGAGGAGCAAUUUGACAUUCGGGAACUCCAGGCAAAUGUAGAGCACUUGACAGAAAAGAUGAAGACAUGCAUCCAACGAGGCCUUGUACUAAGGAAUGAAAACUCUAAUGAGAACUACACCACGGAUUUCAUCUACCAGCUGUACUCGGAGGAGGGAAGGGGCGUCUUUGACUGCAGAAAGAAUGUACUCGGACACAUGCAGCAGGGAGGAGCACCGUCACCGUUCGACAGGAACUUCGGCACAAAAAUCUCAGCCAAAGCCAUUCAGUGGAUUUCACGGAAGCUGAAAGAAUGUUAUAGAAAAGGCAGAGUAUUUGCUAACACGGAGGACAGCGUCUGCCUGCUAGGAAUGCGCAGGCGUGCCCUUGUCUUCCAGCCAGUUAUGCAACUGAGAGAUGAAACUGACUUCAAACACAGAAUUCCGAAAGAGCAGUGGUGGUUGAAGCUGCGACCAUUGAUGAAGAUCCUGGCCAAGUACAAGACCAGCUACGACAUUUCAGACGCUGGACAGCUGGAACACGUCACUGUUAGACGACCACACCAUUCUGACAUGGGGGCCAUCUAACAGCCAUGAGCUCCAAUGGCAUUCCUCUCUUCAUAGCCUACCACCAUCUUCAUUGUGUGCUUUACCGCCAUAGGUUAGAAUGGUUACCACACUUGUCUUCUGUUAUUUAACUUGCCUCGUUCCAGCACUUUAUGUCCACAUAACGAGCUUCACUCCUCAAGUCUUUAAAAGAUGCGUCUAACACCCGUAGUAACCAAUCUGCUUCUCCUUUCAGACAGAUUAAAAAAAAGUUAAAAAAGGAGAAGCUGAUUGACCACUAUGGAAAUAUGGAAAGCUCUUUCAAAUGUUAUCAGUCACAAGGUCCAAUGCCCUUCAGAGGUCUUGACUGAAGCCUAGGAAUGUGUCUUUACAAAACCCAAUAUGGAGGAAGGUGUAUGAGAAUUAUAUCAUCACUGAGCUCACUUUAAAAUUCAUGGUUUUGUUUUUUUAUUUUAGAAAUGUUUGGGCCACUUUGUAAAUGAGUCGCAAUGGUGGAAUUUGUUUCCUGUGUGUUGUGUGUAUUUUUAAGUUAUACAUUUAUUACACUUUGUAUCAGAGAUGUUAUAGAUACACCUUUAUAUAUAUAAAUUAAAUAUAUCUAUAUCUAUAUAUAUAUAUAUAUAUGUGCAACUUCUAUUUUUCCCCCUCAGUGACACGAUAAAUGGUGCGUGGAUGAAAUGGAAUAAUAAAGUACAGAUUACAAACCAAAA
This is a messenger RNA of Rana temporaria (common frog), 3419 nucleotides long. RefSeq names its product phosphofructokinase, platelet (gene PFKP). Gene Ontology annotation, molecular function: 6-phosphofructokinase activity; AMP binding; monosaccharide binding. Gene Ontology annotation, cellular component: membrane; cytoplasm; 6-phosphofructokinase complex. Bases 223 to 2730 code for a protein of 835 amino acids. The record is from RefSeq and is a predicted model, not a curated record. Gene Ontology annotation, biological process: fructose 1,6-bisphosphate metabolic process; fructose 6-phosphate metabolic process; canonical glycolysis. The transcript has 23 exons. Lineage: Eukaryota; Metazoa; Chordata; Amphibia; Anura; Ranidae.